Chara braunii is the source of this 3331-nucleotide messenger RNA. The record is from the annotation of a GenBank genome assembly. NCBI's taxonomy places the organism in Eukaryota, Viridiplantae, Streptophyta, Charophyceae, Charales, Characeae.
UUCGUCAUGCUUUGUGUCCUGUCCUCUCUUUCUUGUUUUUGCACAUGCUAUGUUCCUCCCCCCCGCCCUUCUCCCCCCCCCCCUUUUCUUUCUUUGCGCAUGCUAUGUUGUUGUUGUUGUUGUUGUUGUUGUUGUUUUUAAAUUCUGGUUCUCCUAUUAUUUGAGAUUUACUGACAAUGGCAGUUUUGGUUGUAUCAUGUUUAUGUGCCAUCAGGUGGAUGGGGAUGGGAGUUCUGAGGAAGCAGUUUUGGAGAUUGUAAGACUACUUCCUGCAAAUGCGGCCUUGCCCAGUGUAGCAGAAGGGGGCACACAUGUAGAAUGGUCGAGAGACAAUACAGAGAGGCAGGAGACGCACAUCCGAAAUGAUAACGAUGACGAUGAUGAUGAUGUUGAUGAUGAUGAUGACACACGUGUAGAAUGGGCUGGAGACAUGACUGAGGGUGAGGAGACGGGCGUCCCAAACGAUGCUGAGGAUGAUGAUGAUGAUGAAGACGAUGAUGAGGACGACGAGGAUGUUGAGAUUGAAGGCAACUGCAAAGGUGUUGACAGUACAGCACCUUGUGUCAAGACCAAGAGAAUACAAACUGAGGAGGAGAAGAGGUUGUCCAAAGGUGUUUGCCAAUAUGGGUGUCCUCAUUACAAGAGGCGGUGCAAAAUCCGGGCGCCAUGCUGCAACGAGGUGUUUUGGUGCCGCCACUGCCACAAUGAUGCCAAGAAUGUGAGUGGACCAAAGAGGCAUGAGAUCCUUCGGCACCAAAUACAAAAGGUUAUAUGUGCCCUCUGUGAAACUGAACAAGAGGCUGCACAGGUGUGCAUCAACUGCGGUGUCUGCAUGGGUGAAUACUUCUGCAGCAAAUGCAAGUUCUUUGAUGAUGAGGCAAGGGGACAAUACCACUGCGACGGUUGUGGACUCUGCCGGGUUGGAGGAAAGAGCAACUUUUUCCACUGUGAUCGCUGCGGAUGUUGUUACACAAAAGCUAUACGGGAUGACCACCGGUGCGUUGAGCGGGCGAUGCAUCACAACUGCCCUGUCUGCUUUGAGUAUCUUUUUGAUUCCAUCAUGCAGACCAGGGUGCUCAAGUGCGGCCACACCAUCCAUGAGCAGUGUUUAAAGGAAAUGGAAAGGCAUAACAGGUAUGCUUGCCCCAUGUGCUCGAAGUCUACCUGCGACAUGAAACUUGUAUGGCAGUCACGUGAUGAAGAGAUUGCCCUAACUCCAAUGCCAGUUGAAUACCAAAACAUGAAGGUUUGCAUUCUCUGCAAUGACUGUAGCGCCAGAAGUAAUGUGAACUUCCAUAUUCUUGGUCACAAGUGCUCGACUUGUGGAUCUUACAACACACGGCGUGUGGCCGGGUCGGAUCAUUAAAUUGGAAGGACUUAUGGCCAAGUAGACUCAGCAAAGAAGCAGACCUUUUCUGUGCUUGAUCAAGGGUAUUAUAUAUUUAGGCAUUCGAACGUCGAAAUUAUUUCUUUGACUCUUUUCCAUGCCCACGUCUUCCCCACCAUUUCACCUCUUCCCUAUUUUUCCCUGAUCGCGGUGCUGUGCUAUCACCUCUUUGUCAGGAGUCAGGACUUAACACUGCUACGGUUUAUCUGUUGUCGAGCUGCUGCCGCCGCUGCUCGUUGGAAGCUCUUUUCUUUUCUUUUCUUCUCUCUUUUUCCCUCCUAUCUUCUCUCUUCUUUUCUCUUCUCUUCUCUUCUCUUCUCUUCUCCUCUUCUCUCUUCUUCCCUCUUCUUCUCUUUUCGUGCUACCUAUCAAGUAACAUGUUGUGAUCCUCUACUAUGAUUGUUCUGCGUGUCUUUCGCUCCUUUCUCUUGAAAGGUUGGAAGCAUGAGGAAAAGGUGGUUGGUGGUGGAUUUCAAAUGUAGUUCUUGCCGGUAGCACAGCUGCAGCGCACUGCAGUGGUUUGCUGUUCACAGAUACUGACCGAAUGGCCGUGCAUGCAAUGGCCGUGCAUGCAGAUAGACUGUGAGUUGUUCAUCAUUGUUGUGGAUGGUUAUGGCUCACCUUGGCCUAUUCAUUGCAUAUGAGUUUGAGUCGACACACUGAUGUCCCUUAGGGGAUGAUUAGCCCUGAAGUCUUUGAGACCUUGGAAAUCAUGCAAAUCAUACAUAGUGAACUACCCCAUAGGAAAAGGUGGUGGAGAGGGGCAUAAAGUGCAAGCGUGCAUAUGCAUGUGUGUGAGACAAACAUAGCAACAGAUCAGGGUAUGUGUGUGCAAAAGAGAGAGAGAGAGAGAGAGAGAGAGAGAGAGAGAGAGAGUUUCCCAAAGAGUCAAUUAUUCAUUGCAUGCUGGCAUGCUUGUGCAUUGUGAGCUUGGAAGGGGGUGGGAGGGUGUGGAUGGGUGGGUGGAUAGGUGUGGGGGUUUGCGAGAGAGAGAGAGAGAGAGAGAGGAGUUAAUUAUGUCGUGCAUGUUUGUCCACCACAGCCUUUCUUCCCAAGGUUAUGUAAUGGCGAGAGGUGAGGUGGAAAGCGAGGGAGAUACUGCGUGUGUGUGUGUGUGUGUGUGUGUGUGUGUGUGUGUGUGUGUGUGUGUGUGUGUGUGUGUGUGUGUGUGNGAGAGAGAGAGAGAGAGAGAGAGAGAGAGAGAGAGAGAGAGAGAGAGAGAGAGAGAGAGAGAGAGAGAGAGAGAGAAGUGGCACGCAGAGGCAGGAUGGCAUUGCAAGGCUUUCUGUAUAUAAUCUCACACCUCGGAUUUGCCACGCAGACACAAUUACCUAUUUGUUUAUAUGGUAUGGUACGUGUAGAUGGUCCAGCUUUGCUGGAUGCAUAAGGCUGGCAAAUGGCUCAGUAAGAAAGCACAGCUGGUUACAGCAGCCUCUGUCAUCAGAUGGUGAUGAAUCUCCUGUUGUAGAUAUCUCUGACAUCUUUUUCCCUUUUUCUUUUGGAGUGCAGAGUAGAAUAUCCACUGGGUUGGAAAUUGACUCACAAGGUAGAAAUCAGGGUGGCUAAAGGUGGCUAAAGGUCUAGCAGUCGAACAAUCAUUGAGGCUGAUCAAAUAUGUUAUUCACCAUACACAAGGUAGAAAUCAGGGUUGUGCAGUUUGCCUUGUGAAAUGGUGGAAUUUGCCACAGCUUGGCAGCAGCUUUGGGGUAACACUGAUAUGUGCUUACUGUUUUCGUUUCUGGCCACGACUCACGAGCCAUUUCAUACUUAACCAUUAUAUCAUUAACCAUUAUCUGUAUUGAAGGUGUUCUAUCUUUUACUUUCUAGUUAUUUGAACUUAUUUCCUAUGUUGGGCAGUCGCCCGGCCCGGCCCCGGCCCAGCAUGCGCGGCCAGGCACGGCCGGACCAGUUGGGCAGAGUGGGGGUCGCCCGGCAAAACCAGAC